This is a messenger RNA of Stegodyphus dumicola, 12006 nucleotides long. RefSeq lists its product as uncharacterized. Gene Ontology annotation, biological process: regulation of transcription by RNA polymerase II. NCBI's taxonomy places the organism in Eukaryota, Metazoa, Arthropoda, Arachnida, Araneae, Eresidae. Gene Ontology annotation, cellular component: nucleus. The record is from RefSeq and is a predicted model, not a curated record.
GCUCGCCCUUCUAACAUCUCACAGAGCUCUCGCAUGAUUGCGCGGAUGUGUGCGCGCCUGGCAAUUCAGCCAGCCAGCCUGCUAGUCCGAAGGCGACGGUCAAUAGAAGAGUGCUACCAGAACAUACCGGUCGACGGCAUUUUUCACUAUCCAGGCGCUAGCUGAGCCCUUUCAACACGUCAUUCUCUGCCCUAGUGUUCGAAUUCAGGGUUCCUGGUGUCUGUCGGGCAGCGUAUUCUGUUCUGCCAUCUCCUUUUCCGAGAGAGACCCUUCGAUCAGAACAGUUGUGAUCAAUUCGGUGGUAGUUGGUAACCUCGAAUCUACUUGAUUUUCACUUCAGAUUUCGAACUGUUGUGUGUGUAAUUUAGAGGCCCGGACGCGUAUAUAUAUACUGGUGACACGUGUGAUCAAUCGAGACCCUGUUGGAAUUGUUGUUAUUCCACGAUCAAUCAACCACAGACAUACCCGCAUCCAGCAAGUGGAUGGUUGCGGAAUUCGAUUCCAGACUGCGCCCUGACUCUCUCUUCUCUACAACAGUUUUUGUAUUCUUUCGAUGUCCGAAACAUUCGAAGUAUUGAAUACAUCAUCAUAUCCGGAAGAACAUGUAACGUAAGAAAAUCGAACAUCCAGAAACGAGGAUCAGGGAAAAAUAGGAGUGAGUGGCCCUCGAAAACCGUGUUGGUACUUCGGACUAGUGCUGCUACCUGAUGCUGGCUUGGUACGCCUCGAGCCCGGACCACGGCGGAAACCCGGACCUGUCCGCUAAUCCUCCGCCUGCUUCUUCACCGCAUUUCAGGCCUACGAUGCAAAGUCCUGGUCCACCUUACCAAAGUACCAUGGGCUCUGCAAUGAAUUACUCUGAGCGUCCGUAUGAAAAUCAAAUGGCUUCACACUGUCAAACAAACAGCUAUCCUUCCUACCAGCCUCCAUCUCCUUACAGACCUCAUCCUGUGUCACCACCUGCUCACGCUCAUCAAUAUGGUGCGCAUGGAGGACAUCAGAUGCAUGGCAGUUUGGCAGCUGCCUAUGGCACUAGUCACCAACUGGGUCCUUACGGCUCAGCGCCUACUUCUCAUUAUGCUUCAUUAAGCCCGGACUUGUACGGAGGCAGGACCUGCAUGUAUAGCAGCAGUAGUGCUAGGGCUAUGCAGCAGAUGAAAGCAGCUUGGGGUGGAGAUAAUAACAGUAACAGCAGCACUGAUAUUAUGCAGUACAGUCAACCCUCUCCAAGACCCAUGAUGCCUCCACCUGCCAUACAUUCACCCCCACAUGGCGGCAUGGGCGGUGCAACACCAGGACCUCCAGCACAUUAUCGUCAAAUUCCCCUCGUUCCUUCCGCUGCUGGUCAUUCUCCUCAUUCUUGGUCUCAGUCACAGAUUCCAAGUCCUGGUAUACUCCAAUCUCCAAGGACGACACCGUCUCCUUUGCCGGCACACUCGAGAUCUCCUGUUGGAGGAGGGCAACCAUUUAGCCCUCCUCCUUCAGCGCCGUCACCCCAACAGCCCCAACAGCAGCAUCCUCCUCCAUCAAUGACUCCGCAUCCGCCUCCACCGCACAAGAAUACUCCAUCUCCUCCUUCAGGGGCUACUACACCUGCUCCUUCAAAUGGUGGUGCUCGUCAACCCUGUGGCAGUCCAAUGGGAGGUCAAGGAUCUGCCAACUCUGAUCCGUUACAGUCAUUGCAAAAAAUGGUCAUGUUGGACUCUGAAACUGUUGAAUCUCCUAUAACUAGAGCAAAUUAUGAAAUGGCAGCAAAUCAAGGCCCAGGAGGUGCAGCCGGCCCAACUGUUGCUGGCCGCCCCUCAUCUUAUUUUUCCGUAGAACAGUUGGCAGGUAGUGAUCCAGGAUCACCUUAUCCAACAUAUUAUAAUCUUGAUCAAAAUAGGUUGUGCACACCGCCAAGGACUGCUAUGUCUACUCCAACUAGUUCUACAUUUUCUUCGGCACCUGAUUCAACGUCUAGUAAUUCACCUCGUAGUGAUUCGCGAACAACUACAGCAAGCGCUGAUUCAUCCAAUCAUGUUGGUCACGUUAAUGGUGAAGUGAAUCCUCAUGCUGUGAAUCCUAUUCCUGGCACAGGACCACCAGAUAGCCAGCCACCACCGCCACCCCAACAGCAACAAGGUCCACCACCAAGGCGGUCUGAUUUUGAAAACUUCGGAGUCGCCGAUGUUAGAAUGACAAAUGGCAACCAUCAGCCAGAGCCCUGCUGGCUCAGGGACGAUCUUGGGGCUCCUUCAAGUGAUUCUGAGAAUAAAGACACUCAAGACUUUUUACAACAUCUUGGCGGAGGAGUGCCACCACUACCAGAACCAGAUGGUACUGUAGACUUACGACGCAAAUCUCCCAAGUCACCAAGGGGUAGAAGGCGAGUUUUUGGCCAUGAUUUACAAUGUGAUCCUCUAAUGGAUAAUUCUAUGGAUAUUCCACGCAAUAAACAUAUGAUGAUGGGCGAAGAGAGGAGAAAUUCAACCUUGCCUGAAUUCGAAAUUACAAAUGGUAAGCCCGAGCCUUGCGACGACGUGUACCCUACAGAUGGAGGUUAUACUCCCCGACCUCCUCGGUAUUAUAGUCCAACAAAUCGUUGGAAUAAAAUGGGACCUUUGGAAGAUGGCUUCAUGGGAAUGCAACAGAGCAAGCCAUAUCCUGAUGAUUGUCUUUCUUUGCCUAAACCUUCUAAAAGAGGCAGAAAAAAGAAAAUAUUUGACGGUGAGAGUGGAAUAGUUUCUGAAUGGGAUAUGUACAAUUCAGAGAUGGUACACCGUCCACCAAGAAUAUCAAGAGGUGGUUCGAGAGGCCGGAGGGGUAGCCGAAGACGAGGUGGAAUCACUACCUAUCCUGCUGGCAAUGGUGAAGUGCCCAUGGAUAUGUACUCCACUGAUGCCAUGUUAUCAAUGCGAAAUCAUCCCACCAAUGGGAUGGGGGACAUUGUAGGGGGAGCCACAGAUAAAGAUAUGUCUUGGGCUUCCCAUGGUUAUCAUAUGGGCCCUCCACCUACUGGUAUGGGCGCGGACUACGGCUCCAAAGAUAAUAUGUCUGUCAUAAAGCCCCCUAUGAUGGAUGCGCAUGCCAUGGACAAUUCUUCCUUAAACAAUAACCUCGCACAGUCUCAACCUCCGCCAAAUUAUCAAAGUGAUGUUCCUCCCGAUGACAGGGCUCGUGGCCCUUUGUUAUUUACUGUUAAUAAAGACGGUAGUACUGUUAAACUGCAGGACAGUGGACAAAUGAACAGUAGCAAUCAGCCUCAAUAUUAUGAUCCUGUGCUUGGGCAGAUGAUGCCUCAGCCAAUCAAGAAAAAACGAGGUAGGCCGUUCGGAAGCAAAAAUAAACCGAAGCCUCCUGGUGAAGAACGCCAACCACGACGGCGUCGGAAAAAAGAAGUAUUCUUUGGUCCAGAAGGACCGCCUCCGCCCGUCAUCAAGAAACGUAUCAUCAAUGGUCCCUAUGUCCACAUUGUGGGCAUAAGGAACAAACCUCUUGUUGUUUCCGUUGUGAAUACUCCUCCAAAAGAUGAAAAUGCUGAAGCAAAGUAUUGGCAACAAAAACAGCUUCAGUUUGGAGGUGUAAUUCGACAAAAUAUGGGAAUGGGUUCCAGUUCUGGCCUGCCACAUAUAUACGACACAAUUACUAAAGACAGAAGUUGGCUCUGUUCCCUUUGCUGUAAGAACAGUCAUUAUCGUGGGUUAGGUGAUUUAUUCGGCCCUUAUUACCUGAAUGGCGAUCAAAAGCCGUCCAACUUCUCUGCCCCACCCUCCCCGGCUCCUAUGUCAGCAUUUGGCAACGAGUCCAGUGAGCCUGGUGACGAAAUGGAACAAGAGGACAGUCGAGAAGGUUUAGCAGACCCAAGUUCUUGUUCCGAUAUGCCAGGGGUACGACGGUUUCCUGGGAAAAGAAAGUCAGAUGUCAUGGAACAAAUGUUUCGUGCCGCACUUCUCAGAAAGGCUAAACAAGCUAAUGGUCAGAAGCCAUUAGAGGAGAUGUCAAAUCACAUGUCAAGUUGUGACAUGCCUAUGUCAGUCCCAAAUUCAUUUCCUUUGGACGCAUCGGUGGAUAACAACAAAGAAUUUUGGGUGCACGAAGAAUGCGCAGUUUGGUCCAAAAAUGUGUAUCUAUUUGGACAUCGGCUGAGAGGUCUGGAGGAGACAGUUUUACAAGCUGUUGAUAAGCUUUGUUCAAGGUGUAAAUUUCCAGGAGCUUCUUUAAGUUGUGCUAGUGACAAUUGUCCAGAGCUCUAUCACUAUUUAUGUGCUCGGGAUAAUUGGUGUCACAUGGACGAAGACACUUACACAAUAUAUUGUCCACAGCACAAGAUUCUAUCAAGCCAUUGUGACGAGCAGCAAAGCAUUCAAAAUUCAUAGGGAAUAUCCACUACUACUACAAAGAGCUUCCAGCUAUUUGAGGUCCGUGGUUUGGUGCUAAACAUUUCAGCAAAAGAAGAAACCAUUGACCACUUCUAACUAUAACUGCCAACUGAGGACGGAAUUUAAAAGCAUGGCUUGUGUGGUGUACAAACUAAUAAGUGGUUCAUCGCCGUGAUGAACAGAAAGCUCUUAACAAGAAAUCGUGACUUGGCUGGUUCAAAAAUUGGGGAAAAAUGACACCACUAACUGUGACUUUUGCAGACACAUUUAUCUCUUCAGUUUUAUAUAUAUAAAUAUAUAUAUUCACAUAAUAUAUAUAUAUAUGAUUAUAAAAUCCAUGCCAUUGCUGUUUUUAAGCCUCCUUGAAAAUUUUUUGUCUUGUAUUUCCAGAUGUGGUAUUUUUAUCCCAAAAAAUUCCCAAGUUUCUAUUUAGAUAGAGGGUUUGUUUGUCAGUCCUCUGUAGCAACCUUCAGCACACAGAAAUUUGAUUGUUAAUAUUUUGUAACUGAGUGAAAUCAAAAUUGUGUGUGAAGUCUUGAGUAAAAAAAUAUUAUUAUCAUAUGUGCAUUUUCACUGAUUAAAAUUUGCUAUGCAACCAAUAAAGAUUAUAUUCGUAUGUAUACUAUUUGCUGUAGAUACUGCCGAAACUGUAAAAGAACAAUAUGUAAAAUUGCAAACAAAAAAGUGGAAUUAAAAUUUUCUCGUUAUACAUAGUUUUAUUCAUGAUGGUGAGAAUUCUAAGAGUUUGUGUAGCUUUUAAAUAUGUUAUUCUGUUUGCUGUGGGUUGCUAAAUUGGUAAGUGUAAUGAGAAAAAUAAAGCACAAUAAGUGGGAAUGCAAGUUUUAUCAAAAAAAAAAAAAAAAAAAAAAGAUGAAAUGUGAAUAUAUUUCUGUUUUCAGUGUUAUAACUCUUUAAUGUUGAAUAAAAAUAAAUUUUUAGUUAUUCUGUAAACUGUAUUUUUCCCGAUUCACACAUAAAUAUGUUUUAAUAGCAAAAUAACUGCUAAAAAAUGGCUUUCAUUAAAAAAAAAAUAUUUUCCAUACAUUGAAUUUUAUCCCAUGUGCAAACGUUAAGUUUGCUCGUAAUGAUCCAAAAUCAUGGAACAUCUGAAAACUUUGGGAUUUACACUUCAGAAAUAGCACGAUUUCUUUCUUCCAUUUUCUGUCGAAAUAUUUGUAACUUCCCUACAACUUUCAGAUUUCUCUUGCAUGUACUUAUGAAAUCAAUAGCAUGAAUAUUUUUCUAGACCUAUUUAAAUCUUCACAGUUGAUGUUUUUUUUCCCUUUAUUUUUCCACUUAGUAUAUUAGCCUCAAUUUCAAGCAAUCAAUGCAUACUUAAUUCUUUAAUUAGUCUUUCAAUUCUGUAAAUAUAUAGCUGGGUGACUGUCUUGAAUUUGAAUUCAUUCUGUUUAUAACUAUAUCAUUAAUGAAGAAUAUAACCAACUGCUCUGAUUUUCCUCUCUUGUGGUUUUAAAAAAAAAAGAAAUGGAAAAACUUUAAUUUUAAUUUGAUAUUAUAUUGUAUUAGUUUUCACUGAAUGAAUUUACAUAAAUGUGUAUAGUAUUUUUAUAUAAGGACUAAGCAAACCAGAAAUUAAAGGCAUAUGUUAAAAAACAUCAUUUGAAAAAUACUGUAUGUAUUCUUUUUCCUAGUGCAUUGUCAUUACAAAUUCUGUUCACCAUACCUUAAAUGUAUCUUGUUGUCUUUGAAAAUGACAAUACUGAAUUCUAAAACCUCUCCAUCUUUGUCAUCACUGUUUUCCAUGUAUGUAUGAUAAAUUUCAAAAAUAUUUUUUGCAAAAUGGAAGGAAAAGUAAUUAUUAUAAUAGUAAUGCACUUUUCAGUUAUACUGGAUCAUAUUUUUUUGGAGAUAAUUUUUGGAUCUCAAGAAUUCUUUUGUCAAAGUAUCUGUAAUGACAUUUUGGGCACCUACUCUUGAAUUGGAUUAUUUGAUUUAUGCAAGGGCUAUCACCUAAGGAAAUGAACGCCUUCUGGAGAACAUUUUAAAGGAAAGUGACUCAUAUUUGCAUUACAUGUGGGGAAAGCUAUUAAACUCUCAUGCAGCCAGCUUAUUCACUGAGAUUUAAACUUAAAUGAAACUACCAGUAUUUGGUGAUCUUACCAUUCGGCUGAUGAUGGGCAUCAAACUUUUGAAAGACGUUUAGAAGCAUAUGUUUUUGUUGGCAGCAAACUCUAUAAGCUACACCUGCUUAAUAUUACUAAUUAAGUGCUUAGUUGUUAAAGUGAAGAAAAGGUAGUGAGUGAAAUUUAUGUAAUGAAUAGACAAGAAGGAAGAAAAUGUAAUGAUUGUUGCCAGCGGUAUACUUUUUAAUAGACCAGAAACUAGAAAUAAGCAACAGAUAAUGAUUACUAAAAUGUCAGUACAGACUUUGUCGCCAAAAAAUUAUUGCCCAGAAAAUAUGACUUGGUAUAAUCAAUAAACAAGAUUAAUUAUGAGAAAUAUUUUACAGUAUUAAGGGAAAAGAAUUUAGAAAUAAUGGUCAUUUUAUUUCAUUUAUUGCAUUAACUUUUAAAUAGAUUCCGAAAUUUAAAAUGUCAUAAUCUUGGUUUAUUGGUUUCAUCAGUUCUUUGUCUCUUCUUUGGAAUUGUAUUAAAUUUUUCAUUAUACAUACUUAUUUAACUUGCAUUUCCCUUUAAGCAUUUACAUUUCAGUAUUCAAAUGUAUUAGAAUCAUUUCACACGUUUUUAACAUGAAAUAAUUACUUUAACUAAAAUUAUUCUGUAUUAAAUAUUCAACUGGAGUUUAGGUGUAUGUCUCCAUUUUUGUAGAGAAAAAUGUUUUUAUGGAAUAUUCAUGUGUAUUUCUAAAUUAUAUCCUUAUCAUGUACAAACAUUAUUGUCAAACUUGUAACUAACUUAAUUAAAACAUCGUUUUUGGGAGGUUCAAACCUGAAUUGUAUAAGUUUCAAAAUUGUUUUAAUACAAUUAUUUAUAUGGAAAUACUGCAUUACUCUAAAUUUAGACCUAGGCUUUAAAAUAGGAAAAAAUAAUAAUAAAUAGAUACCAUUGAAUUUAAACCCAAUAGGAUUUUAAAAUUGGAAAAUAAUGAAAAAUAAAAAUGAUUUUAUAAUAAGUACAGAAAAAUACCUAUUGUGAAAUCAUUUUGACUUUUAAGACCCGAACACUGAGAACUAGAAAAUUGGCAAAAAUACAUCAUUAAAAUAUUUCCUUUGAAUUUAGGCCACCUCUUAAUUUUACAUCUUAAAAAUCUAAAUUUAAAAUGAUGUUUAGGUUAAAAGUAAUAUAAUAGCUCUUACAUAAAGUGAUUUUUUAAAUUAUUGUAAUAUGUUAUCAGUGCGAAAAUAUUAGCUGUCUCUCUUAAAUGUAUCUUAAGUAGUGUCUUUCAAGAAAUACUUCGCUUUCAUUACUAACAUUAUUCUUAAAUAUUAUUCAAUAGUCGGUGUACAUAAUUUUUUUCUGUAGUGAUAAAUGUUGUUUUUAAUUCAUCGAGAAAAGAAAAUUCAAUUUUGAAAUUGGUAUUUACCUGUAACAGAAGGAAAAUUUUUUUAGCCUAUCAAGCAUACUAAUCUAAUGUAUGUUGAAUCAUUGUUUACCUUAAUAUACUGGAGCAUUUGUUCAGAGCAAAAUCCUACAUUUAUAGAAGUAUUUAUUUAGCAAUAAGAAAUCUUCAAUGGUUUUAUUAUACUUGUUUAAAUUUUAUUUCAUAGCAUUAAAAGUUGGAGUGUGUUAAAUUUCUCCCCUUUUUUUUCUUCCUAUGUUAAACUAAAUAUUUUGCAAAUAUAUAUAAAAAAUGUAUUAUGUUCUAUAAUUCAUUAGCAUUGAGAUAAUCAGCUGCAGUUGGUAUUAACUGAGGAAAAAGAAAUCAAAAUUACAAAAUUGUAAGUACUUGUUCCAUUCUUCUGUGCUGGCAACAGGAGAUGUUCUGUCAUUCCAAACUACACAUCAAGGAAAAGAGACCUAAACUAUUGGUUGUUUUUUAAUAUAGAUUUUUAGUUAAAUAUAUUUUUGUUUUUAUUCUAAUAAAAUAUACAUUUUUAUCAAUGGUUGUAAAUUAAAACUGGACAAAAAAUGUUUUAACAUCCUUAUAAUAUUAACUAUGAACAGUUCUUUCCAUCUGUGCUUGGAAAAUUGUUAUAUUUAUAAAUGUUAUAAUUAUAAUUCACUUUUACAAGCAGUUGUGAGCCACUGUUAUCCAUAUGUAUCAUACAAGGUGUCUCAUAUUUAAGAAAAUGAAUCUGAUUCAUUAUUUUAAAAUAAUUUCAAAGUGCAACAUUUAAUGUGAUGUUAGAUUAGGUUCAUUUUAUAAUUUUUUGUUAUGUUUUGUAAUUUUAUCUACAUUCCUAUCAUAUUUAUUUAAAUGAUAUUUUUUAAUAUUUUAAUUAAUAUAUUUUUACACCAGUGCUUCAAUUAGAUCUCUCUUUAAAUUAUACAAUUCAAAGUUUGAUAAAUUCUGAUCUUGAAAAGUUUUUUUCUCUUGGUUAUACAGUUACUUCUAGAAAAUGUGAUGAAAAUUAUUGUGUGAUAAUCAAAAUUCACACACUUAAUGGAACACAAUUUUUCCCCUAUAAAUAAAAAGUUAUUAAAGAAUAGAAAUUUUAAAAGUUGAACAUAUAGACAAAUUUCAGGGUUUAAAAAAGGUACAUUUCCCCCCCUUCGCUUCUCAUUCUGAAUGGCAGUGGCAGUUUUAACCAAACCUUCAGUGCAAGCCUCUUUUACAUAUAUCGCAUACCAUAGUAUAUUCUUUACUGUAUUUAUCUACUUUAAAAACUAGAAUUUACUGUAAUUAAUUUUUUAUUUUGAAAAUAACAAAGCUUUUGACCUAAAUUUUCAAAAUGCAGAAUAAAACUCAAUAUUAAAAUUAACAUAAUAGUAAUAAAGCUAGUAAGAAAUUUCCCGAAAAUUACAGAAGUCCUUUAAUUAAUAUAUAUACAAUGCAUUUUGUUAAAAAUAGCAAUUGUUUAUAAACCUUCCCUCUUUCUCCCUUUAUAUAAUAAACUGAUAUUCCUGAGGUAUUAAAAUUAUUCUCUAAAUGAGCUUCCUUCAUUAUCUUAUGUUCAUCAAAUACAAAAAUGUAUUCUUAAGUAAUAUCCCUACAUAUAUAAUUAUGCUUUUAAUAAUUAAAAGAACACACAUUGUUUAAAUUUCCCAUUUGAUGUCUUUCCAGAAAAGAUAUCUUUUGAUUAGAUUUCAAAAUGUUUACACUCAAGACAAGAUCCAUUUUCAAAAUGAUGCUGCAUUAUGAAUUAUGUAAGAAAAAGAAAUCAAUCACUAAGAUUUAAAAAGCAAAAAACAAUAAGUAAGCAUAAAUUUAAACUUUAGUUUUUCUCCCUUGAUCAGGUAGGUGUCCAUAGAUAGUGUGUAAUUUUGAUAUAAUUUUAAGAACUUUGGAAAACUUCGCUCUAGGUUAUUUUUGCAUUUCCAAGCUACAUGAAUUACAUGAAAUUGAAAUUGAAGAAAAGAAAAAAAAAAAAAAAAAAAAAUCAGUUUGUCACUCAUUCUGACUUUUUCAAACUUCUAAACCAAACUGAAUAAAAAAUAAAUAAAUAUUCUUUCAAUUUCGUUCAUAUUAUGUUUUAUCUAUCCAGUGACCACUUUUAAUUCACAAGAAUGAUGAUUUUUAAUCCAGUAUAUGUACCUGCAUUAUAAGCACAAAGACACUUGUAUCCAAACAAUUUCCUUGGAUUCUGAAAUUGUUCUAACUUGAGUACUAAAAGCUUUAAUGCUAUUGCUAGCACCUACAUAUAACCUAAGAAAUGGGAAAUGUCACGUCCACAAACUGGGUGAUAAUUUAUAAUCUGAAGAUAGAGAAGAGAAUUCGAGGCUUUUGCCUUGGUAGGAGAGAGAAAUCAUACAUUGAAGGUUUGCCAUAAUGAUGCAAUAUUUGGCAUUUUAAUCACCAUUUUUUUGGUUUGAACAUAAGGAUUAUUCUGAAAUUACACUGUCACGUUUUAAAUUGAUCUAGUUUAGCUCUUUAGAAGCUCAUAUUUUAAGAACUGAAUACAGAUGUUAUCAUUUGCAGAAUUUUUUAUACUUUUAUCCAAUUUGAAGUUUCCUUGAGUAAGAAAAUUCGGUACUUUUGAAGGAAUGCUGAAAUCGAAGCUGAUAUCGGCAACCACGGUUUCAACAUGUGGUAGAAUUUUCGUUUUUGGGGGUAUAUUUUCGAGCAUGUAUCUGAUACACUUGUUUAAGUAUACAACAUAUUAAGUAUAUAUGCUUUAUAUCCAGCCGUCAGUUUGUUGAGGAUUGUAAACACCUGUAUAAAGCAAAUAUCAGCCAUGUGAACUUUUGUUCCUUCUUGUGAAAUUUCUUAUAAAAUUGUCUUUAUUAUUUCGUUUGAAUAGAACAAUAUUGUAUAGACAAAGUUCACUAAAAUUAUGCCGUAUGCCCCUUAUAGGGGUCUGUCCAACAUUUUUGAAAUUAUAAACGUCAUUGCCUACAUACAUCCUCAUAUUUGCAUUCCUUCCUUGCUGUCUGCACUUGAACUGCAAGAAAGGUGUCUCUAUGUACACUGACCUCAUUUAUCCACUAUUAUAAUAUAAAUCUGCUCUAACCUAACAGGUAACAGCAGCACUCUGGAUUAUAUCUACAGACAUUCUUCGUCAGUUUACAAAAUCACCUACACAUUCAUUGACAGCAUUUCGUGGGGGUGCAGAUAAUCGAAAAUCCUGAAAAUUUAUUAAAUAUACAGCGUAUUAUUCAUCAUAACAUAAAGUCACACAUUUUCCAUCAUUAAAUUAAUAUUAAAAUUUAUCUUUUUUUUCCUGUAGUACAUUGUAAAAUGAUAUGAAUGGGUAUAAUUUUAGAUUUUAACAUUACUAAUUCAAUUCAAUAAAAAAAAAUAAGUAAGUUCUUUUAUCUCGUUGUACUUCUGUAAUAAUACAAAUAAUAAUAAUAGUAAUAAUUGUCUUUUUUUAUCAGUUAUUAUUUUGGACAUAGUUUUAAAGUAAAUGGAAUAAUGUUUUGUUCACCAGUUUACUUGUCUUAAACUUCAUUAAUUUUCAUGCAAAUUCAAAUUCAGUUACAUUUUUGAUGUAGAAUCAAUCUUACAAAGCUUUGCAAAGAGAAGUACAAUUGAAGCACUCCCCUCCUCUCUUUUUUUUUUUUUUUUUUUUUUUUUUUUUUUAACUAUCGAGAAUGAUUAUUAAAAUCAAAUAAGGCGCACAAGAUUUUUCCAAGAGCAUUCAGUACCUUUUUAUAAGACCAGAAGUAAAAUUUAUACCAAAAGAGAAUUUAUUUAAAAUUUUUGGUUUCAUUUGCUUACUAGUGAGAGCACCUUGUAAAUCCUAUACCUUUGUCUUAAAAGAAACAAAAAUUCAAAAUCGAAAAAAUAUUGUACACUGUAUAUGAUGUGUUCCAUAUCCCAUUUGCUGGGUAAUGAUUUUAUUCCCAAAAUGGUGAGUGUGCUAGUCUUCUCAGCUUUGUGAAUUCUUAGUAUGUGUAGGGAAUGUGCAUUACACUGUUAUAAAUUUAUAACAGGACUGAGUGAGCGCAGCAUUAUCCCUACUUGAAACAAAAAAAAAAAAAAAAAAAAAAAAAAAAAAAAAACACACCUGCUUCAUCAUCUCGGCCGUUGUUGUUGUAUAAGAAACACUGUAGUUGUGUGUUGUACAUAGUUAUGUAUGCUCAUAUGUGGAUACAUAGCGAUGAAUAAACAGUUACAACUA